This is a messenger RNA of Lithohypha guttulata, 3648 nucleotides long. RefSeq lists its product as uncharacterized. Lineage: Eukaryota; Fungi; Ascomycota; Eurotiomycetes; Chaetothyriales; Trichomeriaceae. The record is from RefSeq and is a predicted model, not a curated record. The coding region runs from base 1 to 3648 and encodes 1215 amino acids. The transcript has 2 exons.
AUGCGUUCUUUACCAUUCCUUUUCUUCUCGCUCGCUGCUACUGCCUCCAUUGAAAACCGCGACAGCACACCUGUCACGACAGCCACCGACUCACCUUGUGCUGGUGGUAUUGCUCCUAGUCGGACCAUCAAGACUUUGAACAAUGACGUCUGGGGAGUUUGCGAGGCAACCAACUUCGAUGCUGAUAUUACCGUCUUGAAGAAUGGAGUCAAAAGUAUUGAUGCACUGGCACAAGCUUGCUCGCAGCAAUCAGGUUGUAAAUAUGCUACACUCAAGGGCGCCAAAGGUCAUCUGAAAGAGAAGAAAGGAAGUGCCAAAUCUAAUACGCUCUUCACUGCUGUCUACAGAAUGUCCAAGGGGGACACAGGUCCUUGUGCUGGUAACGCUCCCCCAACCGAGACUUUCCAGACCAUUAACGGAGACGUCUGGGGUCUUUGCAAAGAUACAACAUUUGUUGGUAUGGACAUUGGAUCGAAGAAGCCUCUUGCAAGCAUUCAUGAGGUAGCUGAGCUGUGUUCGAAACACACAGGUUGUGCUGCAGCUACACUCAACAAGAACAACAAAGGCCUCCUGAAGUCUGCUGGCACUACUGGUCAAUACAAGCAAGGUUUCGAUUCCUGCUACAAGAUUUCGAGUGCUAACCCCUCCACCUCGUCCACUACUACUACUACAACACAGACCACUGUCCCAACCACAAGAUCAACUGUGUCUUCUGAACCAACUACAACGCUCUCGACGACAACGACAACAACGACAUCGUCCACAACUGAUACGCCUAGCACGACGUCCGCGAGCUCAACAACAACUACUGCAUCGACUACUACAUCCGCAUCAAUUCUAUUCGGCUCAACUUGUGUCAUCCCUAAUUUGAAUUUGGGAGCUCUUUAUCUAGCAGGAUGUGAGAGUGGCAGCCUGUGCGCUGUCAGAAGCGGGCAUGGCAUUACGGGCAGUUGUGCGUCCUGUGUACCAUUUGAUUCCAUCUGUAUGGAUACCGAGGAAUGUUGUGCUGGGUAUACAUGCCAUAACCGCCCAGGAGGCUUUGGGUUUUGUGUAUCACAACCAGACACCACCACCACUACCACCACCACUACCGAUUUUGCUGGAGCCACGAGUAGCUCAAGCACGGAAAGCAUCACUACCACCAGAACAGAAACUGCUCUUAGUACAACCACCACUAUCGUCGAUCAAAGCACCACUUCGAGCACUACUGAUCAGGGCACUACCACAACCAAUAUAGAUCAAACCACUACAUCUACUGUCAUUAUCAUCGACACUACUACAUCUGAUACUUCUUCAACGACCGCGGCAGACCCACAGACAUCGAGCACAACAAUGGAAACGAGCGCGCUUGAAACAACCACUGCUACCACAACCACUUCGCAAUCAUCUGCGACCCUGCAGACAUUCUCGACCACCUCAGACCUGUCCUCGACAACCCAGCAAGAAGAUUUCACGAGUACUAGCUCUACCUCUGCUCCCAGCACGACCAGCCCGUUCGAUGAAAUUACAACGAGUUCUACCUUUACCACCACCACGACCACCUCAUUUGAGGAUAUCCAGACUAUCUCUACCUCUGUUACUAGCACGGCCACCUCGCUCGAGGAAGUUCCAACAAGUUCUACCAUCACCACCAGCACAACGGAGGAACCUAUUGUUACUAGUUCUACCUCUCUGACCACUUCACUUGAGGAAGUUGUCACUAGUUCUACAUCGACUGUUUCUGAGGUAUCUAGCACAACAUUGAGCACUUCGGCUGCUGCAACGACUACUGCCGUACCAGUCUGCGAAGGUGGAGAUUAUUGCUCGGGUCAGGGCGACAAUUGGAUUAAGCAGUGUCAGUACAAUUAUAACGGUGGUGAGAACAUCAUCUUCUGGACCCAGGGCGUUGCAUCACUUGAAGCUUGUAUUGAGUUGUGUGAGACCUAUGACCAGUGCUCUGUGGUGGAUUUCUAUCGUGAGGCAAUAGGAGUUGGGCCCAAUGAGCUCGCUGGAAACUGCUUCCUGUUGUCACAUGAUCAAUACGGUGGAGGCUCUCACUCAGCUAUUGAUGCUGCAUUUAGGUCCGGAUCGUGCCAAUCUACAACGACAACGACGUCAACCGCAACAACUACGACGUCCUCUGAUCAAGUUGUUACUACAACUACCAGUACCGAGUCGAAUAAUCCAGCCAUCGAGACCACCUCAACUAGUACUAUUACCACGACAAGCGACGUUGUAACAACCACCAGUGGUCCAGAGACUAGCAAGACCGCUGAGAUUACAUCGACCUCUACAGCUGAAACUUCGACGUUAACCACUUCUUCGCUCACAACCGUUUCCACAACCUCGUCACCAGAGCCGACGUCGUCGACCACUACAGUCGAUGCAAGUAGUUCGACGUCCUUCGCUGAAUCUACUUCGGUAACGACCACUGCUUUGAACGGAGUCACUUCUACAAGUUCUUCUGAAAAUUCAGAUGCUUCGACCACAUCCACUCUUUUGGAUGUGACCAGCUCGACGACUACUGCGGCAGAUUCAACGAGUACCUUGACCACCAGCGAAAGUGAAUCGACAACCAGCAGCACAGCCAUGUUUCAGAGCACCACAUCUGAAAUGCAAUCGAGUACGACUACCAUGACUUCAGCGCCGGCACCAGAGACCACAACAACACAUACAACUAGUUUCACAACGUCUACUGUGAGUCCAGACGUCCCAACAACAACAGCUUCCUUAGAUACAACCAGCGCCACGAGUUCUACAGCAGCGCUAAUCACCACCACGUCUACGAGCGAGAGUGAACCAAUAGCUAGCAGCACGGCCACCUCUGAGAGCACGACGUCUGAAAUGCAAUCCAGCACGACUACCGCAAGUUCAGUCUUCACCACUACUACCACAUCGGACCUCGAAGGGAUUAUCACGACCACUGCUACUACCUCAGGCAUCGAAGAGGCCACCACAACCAGUAGCAGUGAGCCCCUUAGUAGCAGCACUCAGUCUCAGACAAGUACCGAGCCAACAACUACAACUUCGGAUGUUCUGACGACAAGCACAACCUCGAGCUUGACCACUUCAACAACGGCCCAGAUACAGCCGACGACUGCAGUGACGACAGUCGACACGACCACAUCUGAGAGCACGACGACCAUGCUGUCUUCAACUACUGCCUCGCCUCUUCCAGCCACGACACCGACCACAAGUAGCACUACCACAACCACGACGACAACCACGACGACAACAACAUUACCAGCCAAUUGCCCAACAAGUGUCAAGGGCGCCAAGACCAAGUACAACCAGCUAUACAUGGGCACAGGUCAUCGAGUCGAUUCAUCAUGGACAGAAGCCGACUACACCGACCAAGGCUACCCAGCAGGCAAAACCACCUUCCCCAAGAAGAGGAAGGAGUGCGACGCCAUCGCCCGAUGCGCCGAAUUCACCACGAACUACCAGGCCGAUCCGAGCCACAAGGAGAAAUACUGGUCCUUCGACUUGCACUUCGACAACACUGCUGAUAUGUGGUCAUGCACGGCAUACUUCGACUAUAUCCAAUACGGCGAUUUCCACGCUGACAGCACUGUGGGCGUGGCGUAUGGUUAUGGUCUGGCCACGAAGGCACGAACUGGUGGUAGUACCAUCAACACGGUCAAGAAACGAGUGGUUCGGGAGGAGUAG